AUGGGCAACAUGGAUCAGCUAAAAUCAAUUUUGCUAAUUCAAACAAAUGUGGUUGAAAUACGGAACAACGAUGGCGAUACACUCUUAAUGGAAGCUACUCGUUACAAUAAACCACAAAUGGUCCAAAUUUUGAUUGAUGCUGGUAGUGACGUGAACGCUGUGGAAAAGAAUAAAAUCAAUGCAUAUCACUACAGCGCAUGUGUUGGUCAUGAAAAUGUCUUACAAGUACUUAUUCGUCACGACGUUACAAAUAUUAACAAGACAAUGAUGUACGAUUGGACACCAUUGCAUUUUGCAUCUAAAGGUGGUCAUAUUCAAUGUGUUAAGUUAAUCCUGGCUGUACCCCAAAUUAAUGUGAAUAUCAAUAACAAUAAUAAUGAAACUGCUUAUGAUGUUGCUAAUAAUGACACUGUCAAACUUUUAAUUGAUGGACAUCAAAAGCAAUAA
Molecule: messenger RNA, 447 nt
Organism: Hydractinia symbiolongicarpus
Lineage: Eukaryota; Metazoa; Cnidaria; Hydrozoa; Anthoathecata; Hydractiniidae
Product: poly [ADP-ribose] polymerase tankyrase-2-like
Exons: 1
Coding region: 1-447 (148 amino acids)
Molecular function (GO): protein binding
Source: RefSeq, a predicted model, not a curated record